This is a messenger RNA of Acromyrmex echinatior (Panamanian leafcutter ant), 438 nucleotides long. RefSeq names its product mediator complex subunit 10 (gene MED10). The record is from RefSeq and is a predicted model, not a curated record. Gene Ontology annotation, molecular function: transcription coregulator activity. Gene Ontology annotation, cellular component: mediator complex. NCBI's taxonomy places the organism in Eukaryota, Metazoa, Arthropoda, Insecta, Hymenoptera, Formicidae. Gene Ontology annotation, biological process: regulation of transcription by RNA polymerase II.
CUGAUAAAAAUGGCGUCCGCCUUAGAGAAUCUCGAGGCUCAAUUGGAAUUGUUUAUCGAGAAUGUACGACAAAUACGCAUUAUAGUGAGCGAUUUUCAGCCUCAAGGGCAAAAUGUAUUAAAUCAGAAGAUUCAAGGUUUAGUCAAUGGCUUACAAGAAAUUGACAAGCUAAAGUCUCAGGUACAAGAUGUCCAUGUGCCAUUGGAAGUAUUUGAUUACAUUGACCAAGGGAGAAAUCCUCAAUUAUAUACUAAAGACUGUAUAGAAAAGGCUUUGACGAAAAAUGAACAGGUUAAAGGAAAAAUAGAUGCCUAUAGGAAAUUCAAGGCAAAUAUGCUGGUAGAGUUGAAUCGAGUUUUCCCGCAUGAACUAACCAAAUACAGAGCGAUUCGCGGAGAUGAAUAGGAUAAUUUAGUUUCAAGGACCAAGAUUUUGAUA